Molecule: messenger RNA, 1026 nt
Organism: Octodon degus (degu)
Lineage: Eukaryota; Metazoa; Chordata; Mammalia; Rodentia; Octodontidae
Gene: Sgcz
Product: sarcoglycan zeta
Exons: 7
Coding region: 1-972 (323 amino acids)
Biological process (GO): cardiac muscle tissue development; heart contraction
Cellular component (GO): sarcoglycan complex; sarcolemma
Source: RefSeq, a predicted model, not a curated record
AUGACACGAGAACAAUUCAUUUUAGCAACCCAACAGAACCACCUGCCAAGAACUGAAAAUGCACAACUGUACCCAGUGGGAAUUUAUGGCUGGCGAAAGAGGUGCUUAUACUUCUUUGUCCUUCUGCUGUUGGUUACCAUGAUAGUUAACUUAGCCAUGACAAUAUGGAUAUUGAAAGUUAUGAAUUUCACUGUGGAUGGUAUGGGAAAUCUGAGAGUCACCAAGAAGGGAAUCCGACUUGAAGGUAUAUCUGAGUUUCUACUUCCAUUGUAUGUGAAAGAAAUUCAUUCCCGAAAGGACAGCCCACUGAUCUUACAGUCUGACCGGAAUGUAACAGUGAAUGCAAGAAACCACAUGGGGCAGCUCACAGGACAGCUGACAGUGGGAGCUGACACGGUGGAAGCCCAGUGUAAAAGGUUUGAAGUGAGAGCAAGUGAAGAUGGCAGAGUGCUGUUUUCUGCAGAUGAAGACGCAAUUACCAUUGGGGCAGAAAAGCUGAAAGUCACAGGCACCGAGGGAGCCGUAUUCGGGCACUCUGUGGAGACGCCCCACAUCAGAGCGGAGCCAUCCCAAGACCUCAGGCUUGAAUCGCCAACUAGAGCCUUGAUUAUGGAAGCUCCUCGUGGGGUUCAGGUGAGCGCUGCUGCAGGGGACUUCAAGGCUACCUGCCGGAAGGAACUACAUUUACAGUCUACAGAAGGGGAGAUAUUUCUAAAUGCAGAUAAAAUCCGGCUGGGAAAUCUACCAACUGGCUCCUCCUCCUCCUCCUCUUCUUCUUCUUCUUCUUCUUCUUCUUCUUCUUCUUCUUCUUCUUCUUCUUCUUCUUCUUCUUCAUCAUCAUCAUCAAGCUCCUCGAAUUCUCGACAGACAGUGUAUGAACUAUGUGUCUGCCCCAGUGGCAAACUUUACCUUUCUCCAGCAGGAGUGGGUUCCACGUGUCAGUCCAGUAGCACCAUCUGCUUGUGGAGCUGAAGCGACUGAUUUCUCCUCACACCAGAAAAGCCUUUUGUUCCCGUUUGUCUGCUU